CUUUCGGAUAUCACAUGGUCAAGUGGCCGAGAAAGCAGAACAAAGAUUACGAGUGUGCUAGUCCCAACCUCAGGAAAGUAUCUGGUGCUUCACUGUUGAGUAUGGCGCUUUACCUUAUCAAAAGAUUGCCCAAAUACAUUCGGCUGAAAACUUAGAAAAGGAUGUGCUUCAGGGCAGAAGCGUGUCUCUUGAACCAGUGUGACUACAGCCUUCAUCGCCGUCAUCGACGAGAAUAUUACUACCCUAUUUCUGGUUCUGGUUUCUGACGGGAUGGCUGGGGCUAAGUACCUUCUCAAAACGCCGAGUAAGUUGCAGUCGUCAGGAAUGUCUGAGAUCUCCGAAUCCACAGAUACAGAAGGACUGAGUACUGACAGCACCUUGGGGACCACUGUCACCACGUGUAAAAAGGUGCUGUGCAACAAUAAUUUGCCGGAAUCCACAGAGUACUGGCUACAUAAUGAGAAGGUCCUUAGCAGAAUAUGUUUUAUGGAAGACAACACCGACAAUGGCUGCACCGCAGUCUGCUUUGCAAAUAUGGACCGACACAAAGGGAAUCAGCGUGAUGCCAGCUGGCUGAAGAAACUGGCCUUUGUGUCUCCCGUUUUGCCUAAACUUAUGGAUUCCCUAAGCAUGCACCAGCUAAAGGAGAAUGAGAUCCUGAUCCACAGUGGCCUAGAAUCUCCACGUUCCUGUCCAUCUGAUUCCACUUUUGAACAUAUCUCUUCUCAGAACCAGUGUGCGGGUGUCUGCUUGGUCCAGUAUGGGGGUAAACAGCAACCUACCAGUCCUUGUAGCAUGGUCUUCGAGGUAAACAAGUUCCUGAUUGGCCUGGAGUUGUGCCAAGAACGGCAGACCUGCAACCACUUGGUAGGCCAUCGAGUUGAGGAUGACACCAACCGCUCCUUGUCCUCCAUUGAAGAUGACUUUCUGACAGCAUCUGAGUACUUCGACAGUGAAGAAGAUGCACUACGAAAUGAUGCAGAGAGCACUGAUGUGGCCGUUAAGGAGAAGGGAAGCAGGCUGAGACAUCACAAAAGACACAUAAGCAAACAAGAAAGGAACAAUGAUUCAGAAGUGACAAUCCAGGCAUCCUUUAAGAUGUUUCCUGCGAGCUUUUCCAGUGGGGCACAACAAAGACCCUCCUGCAAGGCUCAGUCUGAGAGAUCUUCCUGCAAGGUUCAGUCUGAGAGAACCUUCUGCAAAGCUCAGUCCGAGAGCACUGGCCAUUACGCCAUUAACUUAGCAGAGUCUGUCCUGCAAGAUGCCUUCAUUUGCCUCUCCCAGGAUGAAGCGACAAAAGCUACCCAUGCAGAUUCAAGCAUGUCCGAAGGGACACAUCCCUUUCCAGAAGAACUUCCUCGGCUACCAACCUAUUCCUUUGAGCUCCCUAAAAUUGUUAUUGUGCAAAGUCCUGAUAACCAGGAAGAAGUGUCAGAAUGGUCAGAAACAAGCCCCUUGCCCAUCUUGUCAGAGCAGAUGUCAGCUUCUGCACCCUCUGAGAACAUGCCUCCGGCCUGUGGCUUCUUCUCAUCGGGACACCCCCCCAGAUCUGUGGAGCUGGCCCUAGCAUGCGCUGCUAAUGUUAUUGGUACAAUUUCUAGCCCUCAAGUGACUGAACAAUUAUCACUUCAGCCAAGGCUAGGAGAUAAGGAUGUAGAACAGAAAGACGGUGUGGAAUACUCUUUUUCCUCUGCUCUGUGUGGCAUGGUACAGGUGGCAGGAGCUAUUGCCAUUGUUGAUCUUGCUGAGGAUGCAGGUGAGCUUGGUAAAAAAGUUGAUCCAGGGAUCUGCUGUCCUUCCAUUGGGUUAAUAUCUACAACUGAAGCCUCCUCUGCUGUUACUUUCCAACACAGUGUUGCUGAGGGAACAAGCAUCAAGGCAUCUUGUGCAAAUAUUGCUGAAAUCCUCCUCAAGGAGGCAUUUGCUGUGCUAAGUCAGUCAGAAGACCAGAGUGUUAGGGACUUCCUGGAAUCUACUCAUGAUAAGAUUGUGAAUAGUAUUUCACAUCCUAAAUUGUCCUGUUCAGAUGAAAGAGAGGUGCAGGAGUUUGCUCAUGUGAUUGCUGAAGGUAUUUUCAAGCAUGCAUGGGAGAAAAGCAUCGAAAAGAAAAAACUUGAAGGUUCUGAUAUUACAUUAUUCCCCACCACACACAGUUUUCUAUAUGAGUAUGUGAACAAUCUGCUAUUUGAUGUUCUCUGUAUCACAUCAAAGAAGAUCACAGACGUUUUAACAACUAAUAAUGGAUCAGGUGAUAGACAAGAUGAUGAUGUUAAAAAAUUUGACAAUCCUGAUAUUAGGAAAAGCAAGGAACUAUUAAGCCGAAUACAUCAUCUUGCUCAAACUAUCCAGCCUGAUACUUCAGAAAAACAGAACAACCUCGUUCAAGGCAUAAAUAUAAGGUCAGGUGUCACUGAGUGCAAAUAUAUGAAAAAAAAAGAAGAGGAACAGAUAUGUGGUUCUGCUAAUUCAAGUUCUGUCCAGGCCAAAGACCAGACUAUAGCUGAUCAGAUGAAUGAGAUAUCACUUUCUGUUACAGAAAGCUCUCUCCUUCAGAGUGAUUUGGGUCAGCAGAAUAACACAAAAGAAAACAAAAAAAUAUUCUCUUUAGAAGUAAAGCAAUCUUCAUCAGAUGUCUCCAUCAAUAAUGGAAUCACAAUGAAUACUGAGAUACACAAAGCCAAAGUUUUAAGAGAUGGUGAACACAAGUCAUUCUCUUUGAUCACCCAGUUGACUCCUCAGCAUUCCUUGUCUUUUGGAGGGUCUGCUGUUGUGACAAAAAAGGAUGCAGAAACCAGAUCAACAAUGUCUUGUUUUGCAGAUGACCUGGCCACCACUGUAGUUUCCAUGGCUACAGAACUGGCAGCAAUAUGUCUAGAGAACUCAAGUGGAAAGCAGCCCUGGUUCUGUUCACUGCAGACCAGAGUUAGGGAAGGUCCCGAAAGCUACCUGCUACCAUGUCGCACAGCAAGAAGAAAGGAAGCACAGUGUGGUGCAGUGGUCACCAAAAAACACCGGCCACCACGCCUUAGUGAGAUCAAGCGCAAGACAGAAGAGCAACCAGAACUUAUGGAGCGACUGGUGAACCGUGUUGUAGAUGAGUCAGGGAUCUCAGAUGAACCAACUGACCCAUUUGCAAAGUUUGCCUCUGAGGUCACCGCUAAGAUCAUGAACUGUCCAGAGCUUAGUUUGAUAGAUACCUCCAAGCCAGGUCAGCCCAGGACUCGGCUUCAGUGCACAGCCAUGGAACGUUGGAGCCGGGGGAAAGCAUCGAGCUAUGAGAGCAUCCCGGAGGAGGACACAGACACCUACAACUUGGCCCACACACUUGGCCUAGGAAGCCGUUUGGGUCAGAACCUCAGUCGAGGAAGCUCAAUUUCCAAGCAGUCCAGCUGUGAAAGUAUUACAGAUGAGUUCUCCAGGUUCAUGGUAAACCAGAUGGAGAAUGAAGGCCGGGGCUUUGACCUGCUGCUGGAUUACUAUGCAGGCAAGAAUGCCAGCAGUAUCCUAAAUGCUGCUAUGCAACAGGUGGUCACCAAGAAGAAUGGACAUUUGAACGUGAGGUCCACUUGCCUCUCCAAGCAGUCAAGCACAGAAAGCAUCACAGAGGAGUUCUACAGGUUCAUGUUGAAAGACAUUGAUAAGGAGAGUAAAGAUUAUAGUAUAUCAAAAACUAGAGAGUGGAACAACAGCCUUUUGCCCCCAUCUCACAGGACACCCUUAUGUUUCCGACAAUCAUCAAUGCCCGACCGGCGCUCAUCUGACUCAAGACUCACCGUGAACUCCCCUGUUAAAGCCAAUUCUUUUGAUGGCUUUGCUCGAAAUUCACAUGGAGACAGUCUUAAUAUUUUUCCUGCUAACACUGCAGCCAUGGUCCUCUGUAAGUCAGACUCCUGUUUGUAUCAAAAGGGCAAAACAGACCAGAUUACAGAUAUGCUGAUCCAUGAAACCUGGUCAAACUCAAUUGAGUCCCUAAUGCGCAAAAAUAAGAUCAUCAUGAACCCAGAGGACAGUGUGGAUCUAGAGGUUCCAGCUGAUUUGCAGCCACAGGUUGAGCUGUUUGCCAACCGUCUGGCAGCGGAUAUUGUUGAAAGUGGGAAGUCUGUACUUGGGAGCCAGUCAGAGAAUCUACGUGGCCAGCAGUCCCGUCCAGUGGGGGAAAGGAGAAGAGGCUUCAAACAGUCACGGCCAUGCUGGAGUAACAAUAAUUAUCAGGACCAGCAGGCUAGCACUAAAGGGAAUGAUAAUAUCAAUGCAAGCUCUCUACCACAACAGUCCAGGAAAGUGCCUCUCAUUCACAUUGAGGGAGAUCUGAAGGAAAAUCUCUCAGAAGACACAAAGAACAUCAGGGAAUUGCCCCAGAAAAACUCUUCUCUGAAAUGCAAAGAAUUUGUGAAACACUCCAGCGAGAAUGAGAGGGCAGGAGUGUCUGCUGGGUGUGAGCAGGAGCAGCUUCCUCUUAGUGCCAGCAGUGAGGAGAGCACAGGAAGCUGGUCUCACAUCGCUACGGACGACGACCCCCAUGAGGAGACAAGCAGCUAUAUCCAGCUAAGUGAUGGAAACGGUAACAGUAGUGCGUCAAGUCUCGGUAUAGCGGACCUGGAGACCUUCUCAGACAUCCUCUUGCCAAGCACGCUGGUCAGUGCAACAGCUGAAAAGGAAUCUAUAAAGAGCAGCCAGGAUAAUGUGGAUGAGGGCACGUCUGGCCAUUCCGUGGGUGGCAGCAGUAGCCACAGAGAAAUGCUUGUGAUGAAUCUUGACCUGGAGCCUAAUUCUAUGGACUCUGAAAUGCAAGCAGCCUUGCAGUGGAUUGCAGCAUCAGAGAUAGGCAUCACCACCAUCUACUUCAAGAAGUCUCAAGUCAAGAGGAGAGAAAAGUUCCUAGAGGUUGUGCAGUUGGUUACCCAGAAAUCCUGGCGAGUCGGAGACCUCUUCCAUGCCAUGGUGCAGUUUUGUAAACUCCAGGAAGAGAACAGGGACUCUGUUUCCAGCCUGUUCGAUUGGCUGCUGGCCACCAAAUAGACCUCACCCACCACAGUCAAAACCCUCCCUUUCAUUUGAAGCCCACCGAAUCGCAUCAGUACUACAACUGUUUCUGUCCUGUGGUGGCAGCCCAGCUUGCUGUGUUUGUUUCAGUGUCGUGUUUCAGUUUCAUCAACAUUGUUACUGUCUUUGAAAUUAACUAAAGACCCUUACUGUAACCACCCUCAACCAUCGUCACCUGUCACCAGGGUGAAAGAUAUAUUGAUUGCACUUUUUAAAAAAUGGAAAAAAAAAUUGCAACAUUGAUCCCUUUAAAGCAUGUUUCUCAUUUAAAAUGCACAGGAAUAAAACAUUAUAUGUAAUAAGAAAAAAAUAGAUGCAAAGCAAACAUUUAGCCUGCUAUUUUUAAUAUAUUUUUUUAAUUUGAAGCUCAAACCACAGAUAGUUGCAUCAUUCAACUCACUAUUAUCCUGUCUUUCUACAAAGUCACAUGCAUUGAAAAAUAAUGAAAUAAAUCAGGUCAUGCACCAUUAAUUUUAUUGCAAUUUUUAAAGUAAUUUGUGAUCAUGUCAAAUUAUUUUACAUAAUUGUAUAUACUGUAGAUUUGAAAUGACUGCACUAGAAUACAAUGCUCUUAAUACUAUUGAUUUAUGAAGUAGAAUAUAGAUUUCAGUGUAAACAAAUUUCUAUGUGAAUGUUUUGUUUGACCUGUGUUACUGUUACUGUAAUGUUGUAUUAGCAUUCAAAAUAGACCGUUCUAACUAUAAGUGAGUGUUAAUAAAUUUGUCAAAAUGUGUA
Messenger RNA from Paramormyrops kingsleyae, 5778 nucleotides. It is a transcript of the gene sphkap, whose product is annotated as SPHK1 interactor, AKAP domain containing. Gene Ontology annotation, cellular component: mitochondrion; cytoplasm. NCBI's taxonomy places the organism in Eukaryota, Metazoa, Chordata, Actinopteri, Osteoglossiformes, Mormyridae. The record is from RefSeq and is a predicted model, not a curated record. Gene Ontology annotation, molecular function: protein kinase A binding.